This is a messenger RNA of Porites lobata, 534 nucleotides long. The record is from the annotation of a GenBank genome assembly. NCBI's taxonomy places the organism in Eukaryota, Metazoa, Cnidaria, Anthozoa, Scleractinia, Poritidae.
AUGUCUUACUCCCCGGCACAAAGGUUUCUCUGCCGACGAACUAAGUCUAACUUACCAACAUCUGAAUCAUUGUUAAGCCAAUCUGUGCCACCUGUAAACGUAGUCCGUGGCGAGCAUCUGGGUAGGCGAGCUAAAGUCAAAGCUCAUUAUGGCAAAACUGCCAGCAGAGACUUACCCCCUCUUACGCCUGGACAGUAUGUGUACACCAGGCCAAAUGACCAUCACCAUGGUGAACAGUGGUGUCACGGUGAAGUCUUGGGCGAAGUAACACCACGCUCGUACGUGAUAAAAACGCAAGACGGGUUGGUUAGACGAAACAGGAUCCACGUAAGACCUAAUGAGCGCCAGGUCCCAUGUGACCCACAACCCUUGCCAGAACAACCAGUAAUAGAUAGUGGUGUGGAUGUCGGAAAUUCUGCGGAAACCAUAGUGCCCAACCCCACUUCCGAGUCCACGAAUGAGAAUUCACUUCCACCAGUGCAAACUUCGCGUUAUGGCCGGCCAAUUAGACCACCAAAGAGACUGGACCUUUGA